Symbiodinium necroappetens is the source of this 1491-nucleotide messenger RNA. The record is from the annotation of a GenBank genome assembly. NCBI's taxonomy places the organism in Eukaryota, Dinophyceae, Suessiales, Symbiodiniaceae.
AUGCUGGGUUGCGGUUAUAAGGACGAGCCGCAGCACACGGCGCACUACUGCACCGCCCUUGAGUCGCCGGAGAACAAGAAGUGCACUGCCCAGGUGAAGUGGGCCUUCUCGCAGACGAACUCGAGUUCGAAGAAGGCAAAGGAUUUCUUGGACGAGGUGCGCUUCAACAUGGGGAAGUAUGGGAACGUGGCGCCAGAGAAUGCCACCUUGGACGACUUCCAGAAGCUCUACUGGUGCGCACCGCCGAAAGGCAACCUGUCCCAGGAGUGUGGCGCGCCUCCUUGCAACUGCACCUAUCCGCCAUGCCACAUGUGCCUCUUCCCGGAGCGACCGCGGAACUGCACGGCAGAAUCGAAGGACAUUCGGUGCAAGCCGCCCAAGCAGGCAAUGGACUACAACGGUAUGCAGUGGCCCCUGGUCAAGAUCGCUACACCGCCUCCGUACCACAUCUUCGCCAUCGGUGACUGGGGUGGCAUGGACACCAUGCUGAAACCCGUACAGGGCCGCGACCCGCUGAUGCCCUGGUGGGGCUAUGGACUGCCAAAGCCAGGCCCCACGCCCUUCCCUCGGACUCGCUGGAACAAGAACCACGACUUCAUGAUGUGCAAUCAUGAACAGUUUCUGAACUGCUACAAGACCUGGGGGACGUGGGGCUGUCCGGCGGGCUGUGGCUUUGACAAGCAAGUCGACACGCAGCCGCAGCAGUUGGUUGCCAAGGUCUUCAAGAAGAGAGCAGAGCAAAACCGCCCAGUGGCCAUUUUGAAUGUGGGCGACAACUUCUACUGGGGAGGUAUCGAGAAGGAUUGCGGACACCCGAUGGACGAGCUGUCGUACACUGCGGCGCACCAGUUCGAUCAAAUCUUCGAGAGCGUUUACAACGGUCCGGGUAUCGACGGCGUUCCAUGGAUCAGCUGCCUGGGCAACCACGACUGGGGUGGCCGCCGCUUCAACAACGGCUGGGAUCAGCAGUUUGCCUACACGUGGAAGAGCAACCGUUGGAUCUUGCCGGCGGCAUACUACACCCUGAAGAUGUACUUCGAAGUAGGGAACUUCUGGAUGGACAUCUAUGUCGUGGACUCCAACAACGAGGAUGGAAAGGACCAGUGGCAGGAGCCUAGCCACAACAUCUGCGGCAAUCAGCAUAACCCUUGGGGUGCCACCUGUGCCAGCGCGGGUGGCCCCGCCGACGUCAACUCCUGCCACCAGUGGUUCUGGGACUUGUGGGGCAAGCAGUCGGGCUGGUUGGCCUCUCUCCUCGCCCAGUCGACCGCGCAGUGGCAGGUCGCCGUAACGCACUUCCCUUGCGGAACCCAGAAGAAUUUCUGGAUGGACAUGCACAACCGGCUCGGCCUCGACUUGCUCGUCACCGGCCACCGCCACGAUCAGGAGCUCUGGGAGCCCGGAUGGCUCGGCGGCCUCACUUGCUUCAUCACCGGGGGAGGUGGUGGGAUCUCUUCGGAAGGGACGCCCAACCCUUACUGGAAGAGAGAC